AUGAACCUCACAUCACGGUCUUUCAUGGAGAAUGAAGCACUUUGUGGGAAUCCUAUUUUGAAAGUGCCACCUUGUGCAACCAAUAGUUCCAAGAAGUCGAUGAUUAAAAUUAAUCUUCGAUACAUUCUUCCUGUCAUUGCAUUGAUGCUAAUCUUUUCUAUUGGUGUGUAUAUUGUGAAAAAAAAUCAUGGGAACAAUGUCUACAGUCAAAAUCUGAUAGAUUUAUAUGCAACAAUGGAGCACAGAAUGAUUUCAUAUCUAGAGCUUCGACGAGCCACAGAUAACUUCUGCGAAGCCAACUUGCUUGGAGUAGGAAGCUAUGACUCGGUAUACAAAUGUGUACUUUCAGAUGGGACAAUUGUUGCCAUGAAGGUUUUAAAUUUGCAACUUGAAGGAGCUUUUAGAAGUUUUGAUGUAGAAUGUAAAGUGUUGCGAACAACUCGGCAUAGAAAUCUCGUUGGAGCUAUAACGGCAUGCUCUUAUCCUGAGUUAAGAGCAUUGGUUUUGCAAUAUAUGUCUAAUGGAAGCCUUGAAAUGUGGUUAUAUUCUCAUAACUCCUGCCUUAAUCUCCUUCAAAGGAUUGGCAUCAUGAUUGAUGUAGCAUUAGCUCUAGAAUAUCUCCAUUAUGGUCAAUUAGAGCCUGUGGUUUAUUGUGAUUUGAAGCCAAGCAAUGUCCUUCUAGAUGAAGACAUGGUUGCACAUGUUGCUGACUUCGGCAUUGCAAAAAUUUUAGCUGAAAACACGACUGCAAUACAAACCAAGACUUUAGGUACCAUUGGCUAUAUUGCUCCAGGUAAAUGUUUUAAUUACCUUUAUUUACUUUAUAUUUCUCAUUUGACAGACUUGUUACAAAUCAAUUUUCUAUGUAUUUAUUAUUAAUUUGUUUGGCAUCCAUGUCUUGAAUGUAAAUUUUAUGUUUUAAGUUCGCCGAAGAAAUACUGUAGAUGGCUUUUGUUAAGUGUCAAUAUAUUGCUUUCAUCAAGAACAUAAUGUCAAGUUGAGAUAGGUUCAAGCUUUUCAAUGCAACUUUAAUGUUGAACCACAUGCCUAAUAUUGACACUAAUUACUAGAUUAAUUAGAUUACUACGUUAAAGGAUUAUCAAGCCAAAAAGAAAAAAAAAA
Molecule: messenger RNA, 1122 nt
Organism: Camellia sinensis
Lineage: Eukaryota; Viridiplantae; Streptophyta; Magnoliopsida; Ericales; Theaceae
Source: RefSeq, a predicted model, not a curated record